GUUCGUUUUUCUAAAAACUUAUGUCGACAACGAAGAUGGCUCUGUACCCAGCUCCAGGACGGGUCCCUGGCAUGCAGAACAGCCGUAUCGAUCCUGAGGAACUUUUCACUAAGCUGGAGCGGAUUGGGAGGGGCUCAUUUGGGGAGGUCUUCAAAGGCAUUGAUAAUCACACCCAGGGUGUUGUGGCCAUCAAAAUCAUUGACUUGGAAGAGGCAGAAGAUGAGAUUGAAGACAUUCAGCAGGAAAUAACUGUCCUGAGCCAAUGUGACAGUCCAUAUGUAACCAAAUAUUUUGGCUCAUAUCUAAAGGGCUCUAAACUAUGGAUUAUCAUGGAAUAUCUGGGUGGAGGUUCUGCUCUGGACCUGUUAAAGGCAGGACCCUUUGAUGAGAUCCAGAUCGCUACUAUGCUUAAAGAAAUUCUCAAGGGGCUGGACUACUUACACUCAGAGAGGAAGAUUCACAGAGAUAUAAAAGCCGCGAAUGUGCUGUUGUCAGAGCAGGGAGAGGUGAAGCUGGCCGAUUUUGGCGUUGCCGGGCAACUGACAGACACACAGAUUAAGCGGGAGACAUUUGUUGGGACGCCCUUUUGGAUGGCACCAGAAGUCAUACAACAGUCUGCCUAUGACUCAAAGGCGGAUAUUUGGUCUCUGGGUAUAACAGCGAUAGAGUUGGCGAAAGGUGAACCCCCCAACUCUGAUAUGCACCCUAUGAGGGUCCUGUUCCUCAUCCCCAAAAGCAGUCCCCCCACCCUUUCUGGAAGGUUCAGCAAAAGCUUCAAGGACUUUGUGGACUCUUGCCUCAAUAAAGACCCUGCUUUUAGGCCUACAGCUAAGGAGCUGUUGAAGCACAAAUUCAUCACAAGGAACUCUAAGAAAACGUCCUACCUGACAGAGUUGAUUGACAGGUUUAAGAGGUGGAAGGCAGAGGGUCACAGUGAUUACGAGUCCAGUUCUGACUCUGACUCUGAUUCCAGUAAUAAAGAGAACAGCCCCACUCAGCCUAAGUGGAGCUUCACCACAGUGCGCAAGAAGAAACCUGAGGACAGGAAAGUUCUCAACGGGAUGGAUCAGGAGUUAUUAAAGAAAUCCGGCUAUCUGUCCACAGUCAUCUCCCCAGUGUUUGCUGAAUUGAAGGUGCAGCAUCGGGACAGUGCGGACACACGGAGCGCCAUUGAGGAAUUGGAGCGGAAUAUCUGCCUGGCAGAAGACGCGUGUCCUGGAAUCACAGACAAAAUGGUCAGCCGGAUUGUAGCCAGAUUCCAGAGGUUCCCCACAACUUCGAAAAAAUAGGAGGGAAGGUAUGGAAUCCAGACAGACUGUUGAAUACACUUACCUUCUCCAAGAACAGUCAUACCAGCCUGCAGAAACACGCAUCUGAUCUUCUCAUCCUGUGUAGCAUCCUCCAGCAUGAGUUGACCUAAAGCUCAGCUCAGUCCACACCAAGCUCUGACCUCGAUAUUUAUUAGCAAUAACAUAAGGAAGCAACAAUCAGAAUCCUCAUCUAAAAAUGACUUGCUGUACAUGGCUAACUGUCAAUCAGCUGUAAAUAAUCAUUAUGUAGGAAUGAUCAAUGGAGUUGACUUGA
This is a messenger RNA of Chanos chanos (milkfish), 1584 nucleotides long. RefSeq names its product serine/threonine-protein kinase 26-like. Gene Ontology annotation, cellular component: cytoplasm; Golgi apparatus. Gene Ontology annotation, molecular function: ATP binding; protein serine/threonine kinase activity. Gene Ontology annotation, biological process: negative regulation of cell migration; protein phosphorylation. The transcript is spliced from 11 exons. The record is from RefSeq and is a predicted model, not a curated record. NCBI's taxonomy places the organism in Eukaryota, Metazoa, Chordata, Actinopteri, Gonorynchiformes, Chanidae. The coding region runs from base 21 to 1289 and encodes 422 amino acids.